AUGACGUACAACUAUCAGACGGGUCGGACAGACCCAAAAGCAUUCCCAUAUCGACAGUUGACCAUCCUCGCAAUAUGUCGGAUAUGCGAACCGAUCGCCUUCAUGUCGAUCUUCCCAUAUAUCUACUAUAUGAUCAAAUCAUUCCACAUAACCGACGACGACGACCGAAUUUCCGAAUAUGCCGGCAUGGUCACCUCUGCCUUCGCGCUUGCCGAAGCCUUCUCGAGCUCGAUAUGGGGCAGGCUGAGUGACAGGUUCGGCAGGAAGGUGAUCCUGCUCACAGGACUGGCUGGGACGGGAAUCAGCAUGCUGGCAUUUGGAUUCGCACAGUCGCUCCCAGCAGCGUUAAUAGCCAGGGCAUUGGGAGGGUUGCUGAACGGCAACAUUGGGGUGCUACAAACCACUGUCGCGGAGGUGAUCAAGAACGACAAACAUCAGACCGUCGCAUAUGCGCUCAUGCCGACGAUUUGGUGUGUCGGCGCUGUUGUCGGAUCAGCACUUGGCGGUGCUCUGGCGGACCCAGUGCGCAACUACCCGGAUCUCUUUCCUCCAGGUGGAUUGCUGGAGCGCUUCCCGUACCUUCUGCCGAACCUCCUGUGCGCCGUGGUGGUCGUUAUUGGCAUUGUCGUUGGGAUCCUGUUCCUGGAAGAGACGCACGAAGAUAUGCAGAAGCGCAGGGACCCUGGGCUGGAGAUUGGCAAGUGGCUCGAAGGACGGAUCAGGAGGUCGAUCGCUCAAGCUUCCGCGCAAGGGUGCAAAGCGGAGUAUGCCGGUGAAACACACACUCUCUUGCACGACGACGACGAUCAACCGCCGAACUACCGGAGUGCGGCAUCUUCUCCCGGCCUGCAGGCGACCGCUGUCAGUUUGCCCCCGCCAUACCAGAGCAUUGACGGCGCCGGCAACAGUUCGGAAUUUGCCUUGGACGAGGGGGCUCUGGAGGCGGCUGACUACACGAGUAACACAAGGAAGCACAGCCCCAGCGUGUGGAACGCACUCACCCCUCAAGUCGUCCUCAACAUCGCCGGAUACGGCAUUCUAGCCUACCACACCAUUUCCGCCGAACAACUCUUACCUGUCCUCUUCAGUUUGCCGGAGUCCGAGCAACCCGCUCACCUGCCGAUAUGGUUCACCGGCGGCUUCGCGCUCGACACCAAGACCAUCGGCGGCAUCCUCUCGAUCCAGGGUGUCAUUCAGAUCGUCUCCACAAUGUUUGUGUUCCCUUUUGUCCAGUCGAAGCUCGGCACACUCGCCACUUACCGCUUGGUCGUACUCACCUACCCGCUCCUCUACAUCCUAGUCCCUUACUUGACCCUGGUCUCGACGAGCCUCCGGAUGCCAGCGAUCUACGCAGUUCUGGUCUGGAAGGUCACUGCACAGGGUUUCGCCUUCCCGUCGAACAACAUGAUGCUGGCCAAUGCCACACCAAAGGGAGCACUGGGCACUUUCAACGGCAUCGCGCAGUCUUCCGCGAGCUUCGCAAGAGCCAUCGGACCUAGCUUGUCCGGUCUCCUCGAAGCAGCCGGGCUGUCCCGUGGUAUGCUGGGCCUGCCCUGGUGGUUCACUGCUCUGAUCGCAGUCGUGGGCGCCGUGCUGAGCCUCUUCAUGGUCGAGCACAAGCGCGAGCCACAGGAUCCAGAGAAGUUCGACCCCGACGAUUCGGACGCGAUGCAUCCGGCUUUGAGUCCCGACGCUGCAGCGCUGGUCGCUGCAGACAGCACGAGCGCGCCUGAAGAGUGCGUGAUGUCGAGACCGACCUCUCCACUUCUGGUGCGAAUGAGUCUCGACAUGCGCCGUGAGGCUCGACAAGAAGCCCGGCAGAGCAAUCGAUGGUGA
This is a messenger RNA of Saxophila tyrrhenica, 1836 nucleotides long. RefSeq lists its product as uncharacterized. The coding region runs from base 1 to 1836 and encodes 611 amino acids. Lineage: Eukaryota; Fungi; Ascomycota; Dothideomycetes; Mycosphaerellales; Extremaceae. The record is from RefSeq and is a predicted model, not a curated record. The transcript is spliced from 2 exons. Gene Ontology annotation, molecular function: transmembrane transporter activity. Gene Ontology annotation, biological process: transmembrane transport.